CAUAAGGCCAGACGGACUUGUUUAGAAAGAUGGAGUCGGUAUCUACGCAAAAAUGAAGGAAGAGGGGUGUGGUGGAAGAAUUCCGUAAAAAUCGUCGAUUAUAAAGUUAAUUAAGUAAAUUGUGUUAAUUAAUUAACUGUGUAUCUUUAAAAAGUAAAAUAUGAGCGACGGACACGAUCAUGAAGACGAAAUUGAACCGUGGUUAAGCCUAACAAGUUGGGAGCAACAAUGUGUUGAAGAACUGGAAGGUUCUCCCGAUUUAGAAUCUCAAACAGAAAACGAAAAAGACUGUUUAGCACAAAAACUCUGGUUUUUAUUUCAAAAUGCAGCUACGUGUAUAGCUCAGCUUUAUAAAGACAGACAGAAUGGUGUUUCAAUAUGGGUGCCUUUUCAAAAUGCUGCAGGUAGUGUUACAAGUCUAUAUAAAGAAUGUAUAGAAUCGCAGAAGAGAGUUGUCGAUAUGGGUUUUCAGUGGGGAUAUCAGAGAAGAAACAAAGACUUAAUAGCUUGGGCGAAAAGAAGAAAACAGCAUAUACGUCGGGAGGAUUUGAUUGCCUUUCUCAGCGGCAGGACACCACCACAGCACAUAUGGAAUAAUCCCCGUCAACGAUUAUCGUACGAUGGUAUUAGAACUCCUCCUACUUCACUAGCACGAAUUACCGUUCCACCAGAUUCGGAAGUUUUGCUCCCAGACGAAUCAAGAGAACCUGAUUUAGAAACAUUCAGAGAAGCUAUUGCACUUUCAAGUUUGAAUUGUACCAUGUCCGGAACUAAUGUUUCUUUACGGCAACAUUCUUCCGGAUCACCCACGUCUGGACUACCACGCGGGCUCAGAAGCAGAAACUGCAGUCAGACAACUACCUCUCUCGCAGAACUGAACGCUUUCAUUACGGAAGAAUUCACCCGACACACCCGAAAGAGGUCACCGCCUACCGACGUCAUAAUGGACUCUCCGACUCACAAACGUAGUCGACUGACAUGAACAUGAGCACUCUUUCAUUUAAUCAGAUUUUUAUUUUCUGAUCAAUGUGACAAUAACAUUGACAUGUUAUUUUAAUCAAUUCAAAAUCUAAUUAUCUUAUAUUGGUAUUCCAAUAAUAAUAAUAAUCAUUACAAAAUUUAAAUUCAAAUUCUUUCCGAGGAAUCAAAAAUGUAAAAUUAAGUAAGCAUUCCAAUUGGUUAAACCAUUUUAAGAAAAUGUGUAAUAGCUUCACAAAAAGUAAAGAAUUUUUUUAGCAUUCAAACCCUUUGAUUGCGUAAAAUGUAAAAUAUAACUGUAUAGUAAAAAAAGGAAGGAAAUACCCAAUUUGUAUUUUAUAAUUUUGUCUACAGUAGGUUUACAUACAGACUCUAAAAUCAAUAAAUUAGAUCAAAGAUGGCAAUCCAUACAUAACAAAGAGGGGGGAAAGGCAAUUCCGUUAACGUGUAAAUAUCUUUUCUUAAUCUAAAUAUUGUAUAUUUUUCGACUAGUAUUUAUGUAUUUUGCUAAUAUCUAAAAGUGAAUACGGAACUGUAAUUUCCAAUUACAAAUUUCUCGUUAAUAUACUAUUUUACAGUCUUGUAUAUGAUAUAUGACUAUUUUUUAUCUAAAUUAAAAGUUAACGUUUUCAUUAAAUACUACGUAACGCUUCGUAGAAAGACAGACACGCACGAAAUCGAUCUAAAAGAGAACAAUUAAUCGAGUAGUUUUACACAGCUUUUGAUUCUCUCCAGUCUUAAGUUUUAUAUAAGUCGCUGACUGUACCGAUUUUAUCACCUCGUCCCAUUUGUUUCCGCACUAUCUAUAAAGAAAAAUGUACGCUUGAGUUUUGUAUGCAGAAUAAUGGAAAAAAAAUACUUUGUUAAGACAGUUCUGAUUGGAUAUUUGUAAAUGAACUAUGUAUAUAUUAUAUACAUAAAUCUAUGAUACACACACGAGUGUGCACAUGUCUUGUGAAUAAUAAUUGUUUAAAAAUUGGGUAAACAUAGUAUAAAAUUUGUCAGAAUUAUGAUUGAUUUCAUUAAAUUUUUUACUUGUGAUUGUUAUCAGAUUUUUCAUAUUUUUUUUAUUUUGUAUUUUAACUAACCCUCUUCCACAUCAAAAUUAUACAAUAGGCCAAUACAAAUCAAUAUCAUUAUUUUGGCAAAGAUUCCAAAUCCAGAGGACUCCAUGCUCUGAAAUUGUCAGUAAUUAUACAACAACUUCGUUAAUUAUUAUGCAAUGCUUGCUUUUAUAAUAAUGCAUUAAUCUUAAAUUAUCUUGAACAAAAUUGGGAUGCUUGGGUUUUGUGGUCUCCUAUAUUUCAUGGGGUUGUAGAGGGUAACUAUGAGAAAUUCGGUCCAGAUUGGUCAAAGGGUUCAGAA
Messenger RNA from Centruroides sculpturatus (bark scorpion), 2343 nucleotides. RefSeq names its product UPF0472 protein C16orf72 homolog. NCBI's taxonomy places the organism in Eukaryota, Metazoa, Arthropoda, Arachnida, Scorpiones, Buthidae. The record is from RefSeq and is a predicted model, not a curated record. Bases 161 to 982 code for a protein of 273 amino acids. The transcript has 4 exons.